AUGCGUCCUCCAAACACCUCUCUGUUCGUCAGGAACAUCGCGGACGAGUCCAGGCCUGAGGAUUUGCGGCGUGAGUUUGGCCGCUAUGGGCCCGUAGUAGAUGUCUACAUCCCUCUUGACUUCUAUACACUUAAAGGCCAAGAUGAAGUCAAAGCCAAGUCAAGCACAUUCGAGGACGUGCGAGACGCAGAGGACGCGCUCCACAGUUUGGACCGAAAGUGGGUUUGUGGACGACAGAUCGAGAUCCAGUUUGCACAAGGAGACAGAAAGACUCCAAACCAGAUGAAGACAAAGGAGCAGCAUUCCCCAGACGGACGCUCCUCUCGAUACGACGACUACGACAGAGACGGGCGCCGCCGCCGCUCACGCAGCCGCAGCUAUGAGCGUUAUCGCUCACGCAGCCCCUCGUACGACCGGCGCCGCCGCCGCUCCGGCAGCCCCCGAGAAUCUCACCGACGACGCCGAAGCCGGAGUCCUGAGGAAGGCGGGUACAAACCGAGGCCUCGCCGUGAGUCCAGGGCUCGCUCUCGCUCUCGCUCGCCCACACCACGAGAGGACGCUCCGGCCGCCGCUCACUUUGAGGAGCAGCCGCGCCGUAAAUACUCGCGCUCACGCUCCGCCUCUCGGUCUCGGUCCCGGUCCCGGUCCUGGGCCGGGAGGAAGUCUGGAGGCCGCUAA
This is a messenger RNA of Knipowitschia caucasica, 678 nucleotides long. The record is from the annotation of a GenBank genome assembly. Lineage: Eukaryota; Metazoa; Chordata; Actinopteri; Gobiiformes; Gobiidae.